This is a messenger RNA of Mercurialis annua (annual mercury), 2957 nucleotides long. RefSeq names its product pentatricopeptide repeat-containing protein At5g46460, mitochondrial. The coding region runs from base 76 to 2298 and encodes 740 amino acids. Lineage: Eukaryota; Viridiplantae; Streptophyta; Magnoliopsida; Malpighiales; Euphorbiaceae. Gene Ontology annotation, molecular function: zinc ion binding; protein binding; RNA binding. Gene Ontology annotation, biological process: RNA modification. The transcript is spliced from 3 exons. The record is from RefSeq and is a predicted model, not a curated record.
AGAAUUAUAGACUAAAUUGUCAUAAUAUAUCAAAUUUGAUUUAUAUAAGCCUGUCUUACAAGUUCAAGGACCGGGAUGACAUUUUGCUCAAAAAGAGAGCUGAAGCUAUGCACGGCUAAAAACGCUGCGUUUUACAAGCCCAAAGGGAUUCAUGACCGUUACUGUAACAAUGCGACCAUGUCACACUCUCGCGCCAUUUUUCGAAUUCAUAAAAUUCACCCCAAAACUUUCCAAUUUCCAAUGUUUAUCACAAAAUUUUCUAAAUCAUGUAUUAAUGUCAAGUAUAGUACGAAAAUUAUUAUUUCCUCUUGCAGAAAUUUGCUAUCUGAUAACUUGAAGAACCAAAAUUUAGACCAGGCCCGUAUUAUUUUUGACAAAAUUCCAUCUCCAGAUGCGUAUUCAUACACUUUAAUGAUCAACAAUUAUGCUAGAAAUGAUAAGUUAAGUGAUGCACUGUAUCUGUUUGAUAAAAUGCCUGUGAGAGAUAUAAUUUCAUGGAAUUCAAUGAUUCAAGGAUGCUUAGAUUGCGGGUAUCUGGGUAUGGCUAGAAAGUUGUUUGAUGAAAUGCCCGAGAGAAAUGUUGUUUCUUGGACGACAAUGGUGAAUGGGUAUUUGAAGUUUGGGAAAGUGGAGGUUGCUGAACGGUUAUUUUGGGUCAUGCCAGUUAGGGAUGUUGCUGCGUGGAACGCGAUGAUUUAUGGGUUUUGCGCGAAUGGGAGAGUUGAAGAGGGUUUAAAGUUGUUUGAGAGGAUGCCGUCCAGGAAUGUUAUUUCGUGGACUUCGAUGAUUGGCGGGCUUGAUCAGAAUGGGAAGAGUGAUGAGGGUUUGUCUCUUUUUGGGAAGAUGAUGAUGGAGUCGGGUGUUAAGCCUACUUCGAAAACAUUUGCUUGUGUUUUGACAGCGUGUGCUAAUGCCACGGACUUCAAUUUGGGUGUUCAGGUUCAUAGUCAUGCUGUUCAGUUAGGAUAUAGUUUUGAUGAAUUUAUAUCAGCCUCAUUGAUAACCUUAUAUUCGAACUGCAACACAGUUGAGAAUGCUCAACGGGUUUUUGAUGAGACGAUGUCUAAAAAUGUAGUUAUAUGGACAGCUCUUUUAUCUGGAUAUGUUUUAAAUAGUGAGCAUGAAGAUGCAUUGAGAGUUUUCAGUGAUAUGAUAAAGAUGGGUGUUUCUCCAAACCAAUCUACAAUGAGCAGUGCUUUUAAUUCAUGUCGUCGGUUAGAGGCUCUUGAUAGGGGUAAAGAGAUUCAUACGGUAGCAGUUAAGCUAGGUUUGGAAACUGAUGUCUUCGUUGGCAAUUCUCUAAUAGUCAUGUAUAAUGAAUGUGGUAAUUUAAAUGAUUCUGUUGCUGUCUUCAAAAGAAUUAAAGAGAAAAAUGUUGUCUCUUGGAAUUCAAUUAUCAUUGGGAGCUCACAGUAUGGACAUGGCAUGUGGGUUUUGAUUUUCUUUAACCAGAUGAUACGUGCAGGUGUAGACCCAGACGAGAUCACAUUUACUGGAUUACUUUCUGCUUGCAGCCAUUCUGGUAUGUUACAGAAGGGGAGGAGAUUUUUUCAGUAUGCUCAGCAAUAUAAGCCGAUUGAGCUGAGUCUUCAGCAUUAUGCUUGUAUGGUGGAUAUCUUAGGUAGAAGCGGGAAGUUGGACGAAGCAGAGGAGUUAAUAGAAAAUAUGCCUAUGGAAGCAAAUUCUAUGAUAUGGCUAAGCCUCCUUAGUGCUUGCAGGAUGCAUUCUAAUGUUGAUGUUGCUGAAAGGGCUGCAAGACAUAUCUUUGCCGUAGAACCACAUUGUAGCGCUGCCUAUGUUCUAUUGUCUAAUUUAUAUGCUUCUGCAGGUAGAUGGGCUGAUGUUUCCAGAGUAAGAUUUAAGAUGAAGCAAGUAGGCAUUGUGAAACAACCGGGGUCUAGUUGGGUGGUCCUAAGAGGAAGGAGACACGAAUUUCUUUCCGGAGAUAGGUCUCACCCUCUCAGUGAGAAAAUAUAUGAAAAGUUGGAUUGGUUGGUCGGAAAACUAAAGGAAUUGGGUUAUGUUCCUGAUGGAAGAUUAGCUUUACAUGAUGUUGAGGAUGAGCAGAAGGAAGAGAUGUUAUCUUAUCACAGUGAAAGGCUUGCAAUUGGAUUUGCUUUAAUUAGUACUGUGGAGGGAAGCACAAUAACUGUGAUGAAGAAUCUUCGAGUAUGUGGUGAUUGCCACUCUGUAAUUAAGCUCAUCACAAACGUUACAGGUCGAGAGAUUGUCGUCAGGGAUUCUAGUCGUUUCCACCAUUUCAGGAACGGUAAUUGUUCUUGUGGAGAUUAUUGGUAGAACAAAAGUUUUUGCAAACAGAUUCUCGCGGAUGAUGUGGAAUUUCUUGCUUGUGAAUUCACACUAUAAACUCAAAUGUAUUUGGGUUAAAACCCCAAUAAUCUUGUGGAAUGCCUGAGAAGAUCUUACAUCAAGGCUCUAAUGUUCGGCUACUUGAUACACCUAUUUUUCGUUGGUAAUGUUUCCGAAGCUAGACCUCGAUAUGGCUGAAUUGGGUUUCUGCAACUCGUCCCUAUCCUCACAGAAUGAUAUUCGAAGAUAAAGGGGGGAGAUUAGCACUUGUGAGAAUGAACAUGACAUCUAUGGAUGGAAGUGAAGCUGUUACUCAAUUACUGGGAAUAUUCAAAGCUCAUUCUGCCAUUAGAUUUUGAAAGAAUGUUCAUAUCAGCUGGAGGAGAAAGCAAGAUGAGCUUCUCAUUUAAUGCUUACAAGAGUUUAGGAAUUAUAGAUAGCAUAGCGAUUAACAUGUUUGUGUCAUCGUAUGUAGUCUGGAUGACAAAAGUUAUUGUUCUGAACCAACUAAUGCUAGACAAAACACUAAAAAUAACAAUGUUUUAACUAAAUUGUACUUCAACAGAAGAUGAUACAAUCUCAUCUCCAACCAUAAUCGUAUGCAAUCUGUAAGCUUAGAUCCUUGUUGGCUUCAAUGUCAUUGCCAA